AGUGUGCAUAAAUCAAAGCGGGUUCUCAUCGCAGACGGAUUUCUGUUUGGCAUUUAAAUUGUAUUUAUUUACUUUCUUACAUCGAAUUGUGUCACUAAAUUCAAUCGACAAUUUUCAAAGACUUCUUUUAGCAUCAACGAUGGCCGGUUCAGCCCUUCGUCGAUUAAUGGCAGAGUACAAACAGUUGACAUUGAAUCCACCUGAAGGAAUCAUUGCUGGUCCCAUCAACGAAGAAAAUUUCUUCGAGUGGGAAGCCCUUAUUACUGGGCCGGAAGGUACAUGUUUCGAAGGUGGUGUUUUCCCAGCAAAAUUGGUGUUUCCAUCAGACUAUCCUCUCAGUCCACCUAAGAUGCAAUUUACUUGUGAAAUGUUUCAUCCAAACAUUUAUGCUGAUGGGCGAGUAUGUAUAUCAAUUCUUCAUGCUCCUGGAGAUGACCCAAUGGGAUAUGAAUCGAGUGCGGAGCGAUGGAGUCCUGUUCAGAGUGUUGAGAAGAUACUGCUAUCUGUUGUUAGCAUGUUAGCGGAACCGAAUGAUGAAAGCGGAGCAAAUGUAGAUGCUGCGAAAAUGUGGAGGGAAGAUCGGAAUGAGUUUAACAGAAUAGCAGAAAAAAUUGUUAGAAAAACGCUAGGCUUAUCGUGAUUAGAACUUUGUUGUGGCUUACAAAAAAAAAUGCUGAUAGUCGCUGCUGGAAUGUCACUUUCAAAAUUUACAGUAUAUGGAUUGUUAGGAAAUAUGGCUGUGAGGUAAGGCGUGUGAGACAUAAAUCUAAUUCAGCACUUUACAUUUUAAAAAGGUAAGGUUUUAUGAACUUCAACUCAGUAAGUAGUCUUCAAGAAAAUAAAAGGUUUCAAUGAGCCAA
This is a messenger RNA of Thrips palmi, 860 nucleotides long. RefSeq names its product ubiquitin-conjugating enzyme E2 G2 (gene Ubc7). Lineage: Eukaryota; Metazoa; Arthropoda; Insecta; Thysanoptera; Thripidae. The transcript has 5 exons. Bases 140 to 640 code for a protein of 166 amino acids. Gene Ontology annotation, cellular component: endoplasmic reticulum; cytosol. The record is from RefSeq and is a predicted model, not a curated record.